Molecule: messenger RNA, 294 nt
Organism: Trachymyrmex cornetzi
Lineage: Eukaryota; Metazoa; Arthropoda; Insecta; Hymenoptera; Formicidae
Product: odorant receptor 22c-like
Exons: 3
Coding region: 1-294 (97 amino acids)
Biological process (GO): detection of chemical stimulus involved in sensory perception of smell; sensory perception of smell
Cellular component (GO): plasma membrane
Molecular function (GO): odorant binding; olfactory receptor activity
Source: RefSeq, a predicted model, not a curated record
AUGAAGUCUCUUGGAUUUUACCUUAUAAUGAAUUUUGAGGUAUUCAUGUUUUGUUUUGCUGGAGAAUAUUUAAGCUCUAAGAGUAGAGCAAUUGGAGACGCUGCAUACGAUUCCCGUUGGUAUCAAUGCAGAUUUCAAGACAGCUGGAUUAUUUUAUUCUUGAUAAUGAGAUCGCAAAACCAGUUGACGAUUACAGUUGGGAAAUUUAUGGAUCUUUCCCUAGAACGAUAUGUCAGUAUUAUAAAAGCUUCAGCAUCUUACGUAUCAGUUAUGCUAGCUUUGUUAGUAUAUUGA